Messenger RNA from Argentina anserina (silverweed cinquefoil), 1638 nucleotides. RefSeq lists its product as uncharacterized. Lineage: Eukaryota; Viridiplantae; Streptophyta; Magnoliopsida; Rosales; Rosaceae. The transcript has a single exon. The coding region runs from base 1 to 1638 and encodes 545 amino acids. The record is from RefSeq and is a predicted model, not a curated record.
AUGCAAAAGAAGUUUAUUAUGAAGUACUUCCCUCCUCAAAAGGCUAAUGCAAGAAGAACCGAGUUGAUGACCUUUAAGGAGGAGCAAGAUGAGCUCUUUCAUGAGACGUGGGAGAGAUUCAAGGAUCUUGAGCUUGGUUGCCCUAAUCAUGGCCAAUCUCAAGAUAUGCUUAUGAGCCUAUUUUAUCAAAGCUUGACAUCGGAGACUCGAAAGAAGGUUGAUAAUGCAAGCAAUGGUGAUUUCAUGGACUUAGUGGCGGAUGAAGCCCAUCGAGUAUUAGAGAAGCUUGCGGAGCGGUCUCAAUUGUGGGAUAAUAACCCGCAAGUUCGCAAGCCUUCUUCUUCACAUUUAUCUCUAAGGGAAGCAACUCAACCGAAAACCGGUGGCAUAUAUGAAGUCAAGGCAUCAAGCUUGGAUGUGCAUCAAGAGUUUAAGAGGUUAGAAGAAAGUCUUAAUAAGAAGUUUGAUAUGCUUUUGAAGCAAGAAAAGCAAGGAGGCCGUGAGAAGGUUAAUGAGGUUCAAGGGCCACAAGUGUGUUUAAUUUGUGAAGGAGUGAAUCAUGACACUCUAUCUUGCCCUCAUGGAGAUUUUUUUCCCGAGAUCAUUGAAGAAUGUAAGCAAAUGGCAUAUUCAAGACUGAAGAAUGACCCUUAUUCCAACACUUACAAUCCCGGAUGGAGAAACCACCCUAAUUUCUCAUGGGGUGGGAACCAAGGUAUGAAUUGCAACAAUCAAGGGAGUGGCAACUAUGGAGGUGCUAGUGGGAGCCAAAGCUUUCAAGGAAACAAAGGUGCGACUAAUGGAGGUUAUGGUGGCAAUACUUAUCCUAAGCCACCUUAUCAAGCAAGACCUCCUUUUCAAGCUCCUAAUACUCAAGUGCCACAUCCUCCUCAAGUGGAUGCUCCUAAAUCAAGCCUUGAAGAGAUGCUUGCCAAGGUUUUGGCAAAUCAAAAUGAGCUUAUUCAAAGUGUUCGAAAUGAUGUGGCCUCCACUACUCAAGGAUUGCAUAAGCUUGAAGCGCAAAUGGGGCAAUUGGCUAAUGAGAUGAGAGAAAGGAAGCAAGGAGAAUUGCCUUCCAUGACCGAGAAGAAUCCACGAAUCAACCAAGCCAAGGCCAUAAGAACUUUGAGAAGGGGGAAGGUAUAUGACAAUAAGGUUGCUCCUAAUGAUGAUGAUAAGGAGGUGGAUGCACCAACGGAACCUUUGUUGAAUCCUAAAGUGUCAAGAGUGCCUCCCGGAUUUCAAAAGAAGAACAAAGGCAUGGAGGAUACUUUGGGACAUGAUGGAGUGAUCUUGGGGUAUAGUGAGGAGUAUUUGAAGAGCCAAGGCAAGCCUAACACCAAGAAUGACAAUAUGGGAGCAAGUGGAUCUAAGUCUAGUGUGGAAGAAAUGCAAGAAGAAGCGCCACUUCCCUUUCCACAAGCGGUAUACCAAGAGAAGGCUUUAAGUAAGAAAGAGAAGAAGUCCAUGGAGUGUUUUGAUGUGUUCAAGAAGGUAGAGGUCAAUAUUCCUCUUCUUGAUGCAAUCAAGACCAUUCCUACUUAUGCUAAAUUUCUCAAGGACUUGUGCACUCACAAGCAGUGUUUUAAAACGCUAAGGCGUACCUCAAGGCGUUUUUCCGAGAGUAUAGAGUCUUAA